AGCUGGAAUAGCGACUGGCUAAAUACUACAGCUCAAAGUGACCAUGGCCAGUCGACGCGGUACAUACCAAGCUUUGAGGCGUACAAUGUCGAAGCCUGUCUCGAAACCUACCUUAGUUUCACGGCGCUGCGACGAUCCGAACAAAAGUGCAUUAUCGAUGCACAGCAGCGCACGCAGUAAUUGUGGCGCAUGGUGCAAGGAAGACUAGACUUGUUUGGUUUCUGAUUGCCCAGUUUCGCCAGUUGAGCAGUCGUGGCCUUGUUUCGGGAAUAGCUUCACCAUAUUGCUCAAACGCGCGUCUGAAACAUCGCAGCUGUAGCUUCAGCCCGCGCAUACGCUUCAACCGCUACUCUCUCAGCAGUCGUACCGUGUGUUGCCGUCCCAGGUGUGAAUAUUUUCAGACACGACCUGCUUCAACGUGCUGCGCCAUGCUGUAUGACGAUUUGCCUGCGGAUAGCCCCGAGGCUGGUGUUUUCUGAGACUACAACUACAGUAGCGCCUUAUCAAGUCUCUCUUCUUCUCUACUUGUAUUUAAUGUAGCGAUUGAGCGUUUGCAGGUGCAGCAUAAGCAGUUGGGUCGUGCAUGACUUUGGUGUCGUUAAAAGGACGUAGGUAAAGGUCGGUAGAAGAUGUC
Exserohilum turcica Et28A is the source of this 634-nucleotide messenger RNA. RefSeq lists its product as uncharacterized. The record is from RefSeq and is a predicted model, not a curated record. Lineage: Eukaryota; Fungi; Ascomycota; Dothideomycetes; Pleosporales; Pleosporaceae. Bases 44 to 208 code for a protein of 54 amino acids. The transcript has a single exon.